ACUCUGGCUGGCUCCUGCGCCACCCCAGUCUAUUUCUUGAAGAUAAUUUGAGCACAGGCCACAGCACACCAGAGCAGAAUAAAGAAGAGAGAAGACGAUACAAGGAAAUGGGAAACAAAAACUCCAAGCCAUGUCAUCCCCCUUCCCUCCUCUCCACCUCUCCUUCCCCUCUCCUUUCCCCACCCCGACUCCCUCAACCCCUCUCCUCCUCUCCCUCCCCCAAAACCCCGACCACACCUCGAACCCAAGCCCCGAACCCAAACCCACAACUCUCCGGUCCCGGCUGAGCCAGCUCUGCAAGGAGGGCCGCCUCGCCGCCGCCCGCCGCCUCUUCGACGCCCUCCCUCGCCCCGCCCCGACCCUCAUAUGGAACACGCUCCUCAUCGGCUACGCCUCCAACUCCCUCCCAGCCGACGCCCUUCGCUUCUACUCCCUCAUGAACUCCUCCGCCGCCGCCGGUGGCGGCCCCCCUCGGUCCGACCACUACACCUACUCCUCCGCCCUCAAGGCCUGUGCUGACGCCCGCCAGCUCGCCCUCGGCAGGUCCAUCCACUGCCACCUCCUCCGCCGCUCCCCCGCGCCGCCCAAGAACCGCGUUCUCAACAACUCCCUCCUCAACAUGUACGCCUCCGCUCUGGCCCCGGAAUGGGCACGUGCCGAUGCUGUCCGGUUGCUGUUCGACGGAAUGCCCAAGAGAAAUGUGGUCUCGUGGAACACGCUGAUAGGAUGGUAUGUCAGGUCGCGGCGUCCGGCUGAGGCGCUGGCGCAGUUCAAAAGCAUGAUUGAGGUGGGAGUUCGGCCAACGCCGGUCAGUUUUAUCAAUGUGCUCCCAGCGGCGGUCAGUGUGGGGGGCGGGAGGUGCGCCGACAUGUUGUACGGUUUUCUUGUUAGGCAUGGAAGUGAGUAUGCUAGUGAUCAGUUUGUUUUGAGUUCGGCGAUAUUUAUGUAUUCGGAGCUCUUGGAUGUGCAGUCUGCAAGGAAAAUAUUCGAUCAAGCUGAGUUUAAGAACAUCGAAGUGUGGAAUACCAUGAUUGGUGGGUACGUUCAGAAUGAUCGGUUUGAUGAAGCUGUUACCCUUUUCAUCGAGAUUUUGGAGUCGGAUGUGGUUGAUGCUGAUACCGUGACGUUCUUAUCCUCCCUAGUGGCAGUUUCGCAGCUACAGGAUGUCAGGCUGGGGCAGCAGGUCCAUGCUUUUCUGGUUAAAGAGUAUUCAAUGGCACUGCCCUUGAUUCUUUGUAAUGCACUUAUUGUUAUGUACUCGAGGUGUGGUUGUGUUCAAAUUGCCUUUGAGCUUUUCUGUCAGAUGCCCGAGAGAGAUCUUGUCUCAUGGAACACCAUGGUCUCUGCUUUUGUGCAGAAUCAUUUGAACUUUGAGGGUCUCCUGUUGGUCUAUGAGAUGCAGAGGGAGGGGUUUUCUGUGGAUUCCGUGACAGUGAUGGCCCUGCUUUCUGCAGCAUCCAAUCUGGGCAGUCUCAGGAUCGGGAAAGAAACACAUGGAUAUCUCAUUAGGCAUGGGAUACAGUGUGAAGGGUUGGAGAGCUAUCUGAUUGACAUGUAUGCAAAGUCUGGUUCUGUCAGGACUGCAAGUCAGCUGUUCGACGGUGUUCUAGUCGAUGAGCGAGAUCAGGUCACAUGGAAUGCAAUGAUUGCAGGGUACACACAAAGUGGACGGACUGAAGAAGCUAUUUCAGUGUUUCGAAAAAUGCUUGAAGAAAACCAGGUACCCAAUUCAGUGACCCUAUCCUCUGUCCUCCCUGCUUGCAACCCUGUUGGAAGAAUUCAAGCUGGUAAGCAGAUCCAUGGAUUUGCCAUCCGACGCUACCUAGAUUCUAAUGUUUUUGUUGGUACUGCUCUGGUGGAUAUGUAUUCCAAGAGUGGUGAGAUUUUAUCUGCAGAAAGAGUAUUUGAUGGCAUGAAAGCAAAGAACACUGUUACUUACACCACAAUGUUAUCAGGCUAUGGUCAACAUGGUCUCGGUAAGAGAGCCCUAUCUCUUUUCCAGUCAAUGAAAGAAUCAGGAAAAAGGCCUGAUGCUGUCACCUUUGUAGCAGUGAUUUCAGCGUGUAGUUAUUCUGGGCUGGUGGAGGAGGGUCUUUCUGUUUAUGAGUCAAUGGAGGAGUUUGGGAUCGUGGCUACACCGGAGCAUUAUUGCUGCAUUGUGGACUUGUUGGGUAGAGCUGGGAGGGUGGAGGCGGCAUAUGAGUUUAUUCAAAGAUUGGGUGAUGAGGGAAACCUUGUGGGAAUCUGGGGAUCAUUACUUGCAGCUUGUAAAGUUAAUGGCAAGUUUGAACUGGGAAAGUUGGUCUCAGAAAAGCUUUUUGAGAUUGGAAAGGAAAAUGGACUUGCAGGUUACCAUGUUCUGCUCUCAAAUGUAUAUGCUGCUGAGGAGCAUUGGGACAAUGUUGACAGGGUGAGGAAGGAGAUGAGAGAAAGGGGCUUGAGGAAGGAACCUGGGUCAAGUUGGAUUGAUGUUGGGGAUACAACGCAUAGGUUCAUCUCUAGAGACCAAAAGCACCCGGAGUAUGACCAAAUAUACAGAAUGCUGCAAGAGUUGGCCUUGGAGAUGAAGUUGCCUAGUCAUGAGACCCCUGAUCCUUGCCUUGUUGAUGGGAAAUCUGAGGUUGAUUAGUAACUCCCAUUAUAGAUUCAACUUAAUCAAGAACUCAAGAUUUUCUUUUGUAUUGGUGUGAACAAAAGCAGCUUAUGGGCGGAUCAUUAGCUUGAUGGUUUGUGGAUAAGUAGUGCUUUAGCUGAUGCAUGCUUGGUGGCUGGUGUCCUUCAACUUCUGAACUAAUAAGGAUCCUACUUGUCCAUGUUAUUGUGCUUCAUUGGCAUGAAGCUAGUUUGUGUAUGGGUUCUAUGCUGCCUGCGGUGCAUAUUUCUCAUGAUCAGGGGCUUGCCUUCUGGAGGCAUGGCGGAGGCUUGGUUUGGAAGGAGAGUGUUGACUGUUUGUGCUGGAUGAAUAUGAACCAAGAUGAUUUUGUGAGGGCCAAUUUGGAUAUCCGCCAAGGCGUUGAUGGUUGAAAGGGGAGACUUGAGUAUCCAAGAAUGAUUCGCUGGCCAAAAUAAUCAAGGUUUUAGUGGAUAUUAUGUUGUUUGAAGAACAAAGGUGAAAGAUGAAGCUGCCGAAUAGUGCAGAUGAGUGCAGAUGUCAUAUGAUUCUAGUUGAUCAAGUCUUUUGUUCCAUAAUGUCACUAAAGUGGUGGGUACAGCCAGAGGGAAGAAGCCUUUUGUUUUUUUCUCAAGAAUACAAGAAGCCUUGCUAUCAAGUUUAUCAUCAUUACUAUAUCGUUACUAUCACUGAUGUUGCUUUAUCUGCAGAACAAUUUUAUUGCAUAGGACAAGUUGGGAAAAAUUCUUAUCUUGUAUAUAUUACUGAAAUGCAGUGAAGGCAUGGCAGAAAACACAAGUGAUAAUUAGAAUUCUGAUACAGAUACAACUGUAAUGUGUCUGAAAGAUGCCACUGACAAUGAUGAACUUUUAUUGCGAUCACUGGGUUUACAAUA
Molecule: messenger RNA, 3506 nt
Organism: Phoenix dactylifera (date palm)
Lineage: Eukaryota; Viridiplantae; Streptophyta; Magnoliopsida; Arecales; Arecaceae
Product: Tetratricopeptide repeat (TPR)-like superfamily protein
Biological process (GO): RNA modification
Molecular function (GO): RNA binding; protein binding
Source: RefSeq, a predicted model, not a curated record